AUGAUAAAUAUCUAUACCUCCGAACUAUUUCAACCACAAAAAUGUGAACAAAAUGAUGCGAAACACAAGUGA
Molecule: messenger RNA, 72 nt
Organism: Blastocystis hominis
Lineage: Eukaryota; Bigyra; Opalinata; Blastocystidae
Exons: 1
Coding region: 1-72 (23 amino acids)
Source: RefSeq, a predicted model, not a curated record